CAAGCGUUCGCGUAUUUCCGGCAGUGUGUCAUCGUGUUGUCAUUGUUGACACUCUUGUUUUCCCCCUUUUUCCGGUUUACGUGCUUGCUGGUGGACACAUUUCGUGAGGAAUAAUUCGCCAAAAUGGUCCAGCGACUGACGCUUCGACGACGCUUGUCGUACAACACCAAGUCUAACAAACGCCGUAUUGUUCGCACACCAGGUGGCCGUCUGGUUUACCAGUACGUGAAGAAACGCCGUACCCUCCCGAAAUGCGGCCAGUGCAAGAAGGAGCUGAACGGCAUCAAGCCCUCCCGGCCGUGCGAGCGCCCGCGUAUGAGCCGCCGCCUGAAGACCGUCACCCGUACGUUCGGUGGUGUCCUGUGCCACCACUGUCUGCGUGAGCGCAUCAUCCGUGCAUUCCUGAUCGACGAGCAGAAGGUCGUGAAGGUGCUGCGCGCUCAGCAGCAGGCCAAGCCGGUCGGCAAACCGGUCAAGGCCCCGAAGACCACCAAGACCACCAAGGCCGGUGCCAGCAAAUCGAAGUAAGCUCGAGAUUGAUGGUGACGGUGGUGGUGGUGGUGUCCUCAGGGUCUCUGAGAAUGCCCGCGCACACGCGGAGAAUGUAGAGGAGGAGGGUGUGUGUGUGUAUAAACGUUAAGAAUCCACUCUGAAAGGAAAAUACAAACAAAAGCGGAAGAUUGAUACGGAACUUA
Messenger RNA from Anopheles coluzzii, 695 nucleotides. RefSeq names its product 60S ribosomal protein L34-like. Gene Ontology annotation, molecular function: structural constituent of ribosome. Gene Ontology annotation, cellular component: ribosome. The coding region runs from base 124 to 528 and encodes 134 amino acids. The record is from RefSeq and is a predicted model, not a curated record. The transcript is spliced from 3 exons. Gene Ontology annotation, biological process: translation. Lineage: Eukaryota; Metazoa; Arthropoda; Insecta; Diptera; Culicidae.